UCAAAAUGGCGACUCCAAAAACAAUUCUCCAGCGUGCUUGUGUGCCACUUUGCAGCGAGCUUACCGAUCGCUGAACGGCUCUUCGCUCGGUGGAUUCGACGCGAAACGCAAAGCUCGAAGCACAAAGACAGACACCCGGGUGUUCCGGUGAUUUGUCGAAUCAGCGAAACAAUCAACUUCUCCGCGCGCGCCGAUUCUUUGCGUCCCUUUGACGGGUGUACAAGUGUAAUUUGCGGCGGUAUUCUCGUGAGAAAGAGGCAACACUCGGCAAUAUCGAAAAUGCAGACAAUAAAAUGUGUUGUAGUGGGAGAUGGAGCGGUUGGUAAAACUUGCUUAUUAAUCUCAUAUACCACAAACAAAUUUCCAUCCGAAUAUGUUCCAACAGUAUUUGAUAAUUAUGCAGUCACUGUCAUGAUUGGUGGUGAGCCAUACACAUUAGGAUUAUUUGAUACUGCAGGUCAAGAGGAUUACGAUCGUCUGCGUCCGUUAAGUUAUCCACAAACUGAUGUAUUUCUUGUAUGCUUCUCAGUUGUGUCACCAUCAUCGUUUGAGAAUGUUAAAGAAAAGUGGGUGCCGGAAAUAACGCAUCAUUGUCAGAAAACGCCGUUUUUGUUGGUCGGGACGCAAAUUGAUUUACGAGACGAUGCUGCGACAACUGAAAAACUCGCAAAGAACAAACAAAAGGCGAUUUCGGGCGAACAAGGGGAGAAACUUGCUAAAGAAUUAAAAGCCGUGAAAUAUGUUGAAUGUAGUGCUCUUACACAGAAAGGACUGAAGAAUGUCUUUGAUGAAGCAAUAUUAGCGGCUCUCGAGCCUCCGGAACCCGUUAGGAGAAGAAGGUGUACCAUUUUGUAGGAGGUGUUUGGUCCUUUUUAUAAAACUGUUAGUCCUACAGUGAUGAAGACUUUUUUGCAGUGGUUAUACUCAAAGGUACUGACAAUGACUGUCUAGUUCAUCGAACACAAAUGAUAAAAGUACGGUUAUUAGCUAAUGUGCUAUGAAGAAAUAUCUUCAAAAAAAAAAAACGAUUAAAAAGAAUUUAGUUCUGUUUUUUAGUUAAGAGCUUUAUUUCAUUACUCUUAUUUUUUAUCAUCAUUAUUACUUUUAAUCAUUAAUAUUUAGCGAAACAUAAUUCGUAGUUUUAUACAUUCAUGGAAUUCGUAAAACUUAUAUAGAUUAUUAUGUAAAGAUUAUUUUCAUAAGUUAUUAUAAAAUGUGUAUUAUAUUCUUGGAUAUAUGAUGAGAAUAUUCUGAGUGUGGUAAGAAACAAAAUAACCUAUAAAAAUACAUUAAAGACUUUUUAAUUAGAUGUUAUAAACAUGAAAGUAGACGUUAUUUAAGACUCGCGAUCUUACAUAUCCUAUUAACAACUCCAAAAAUUUACAAUAUUUUCAUUUAAUUAUAUAAUAUACAUUGAAACAAUAUAUAAUGCAAGGCCUUCCUCUAUUGAGAAAAAUGGGAUGAUCUGAAUAUAUUGUUGAAAAUAUCGAAUACUCCUGACUCCUGUUGAGGAAAAUUUUGUCCGUGUACAAAAUAAAUAUAUUCCUUUUAUUAUACUUCAUUUUUCAUUAACUUUAUUGACCAAUCUGUCACAGUGUCUUUACAGUGUUAUUUUUGACAGAGAUCGAAAGUAUUAAUGCGUUUUUGUAAAGCUCAUAAAGAAAUGGAAAUAUAUUAGCCAAUUGAUACGUUUCUUAAUAGUUUCUGCUGCUAAAAAAAUUGACGUUCAGAUAACUCUUGAUAGUACGUAUGUAAUGAAAGAAAUUUACCAUGCUGUAGAAAGCCAAGAGAAAUCGAGUUAAUUGGGCUAAUUGGUCACGAUUUGUACCAAGGUUACAAAUUAUUUUACGCAUACAAGUAUUAGUGAAGGAUAAAAAUGAUUAAUUCGAUAAGUGCCAGAGAAUUCUUAUGAGAAUAUAUUACAUGAUGCGUGUGUGCGUGCGUAUGUGCGUAUGUGCGUGUGUGUAUUAUUAGCCGGGAAGAACGUUUGUAUAUUUCUACCAUGAUUAACGUUUCUCUUUUGUAUUCGCUGAUAUUUGAGUCUGACUUUUGAUUCCAGAAUUAUAAAAAUAAAGAUAUUUGUAAUAUAAUAA
Dinoponera quadriceps is the source of this 2093-nucleotide messenger RNA. RefSeq names its product cdc42 homolog. The coding region runs from base 280 to 855 and encodes 191 amino acids. Gene Ontology annotation, biological process: small GTPase-mediated signal transduction. NCBI's taxonomy places the organism in Eukaryota, Metazoa, Arthropoda, Insecta, Hymenoptera, Formicidae. Gene Ontology annotation, molecular function: GTPase activity; GTP binding. The record is from RefSeq and is a predicted model, not a curated record. The transcript has 6 exons.